GGAAAUGGUUCCAAUCGUUUUUUCACCAUUCAUUUGAGAGUCGGAGAUUUUAGAACUACUUCAUAUAAGGUCUGUGUUUCAUGUAGGAUUCCCCUAGCGAAACGUUUCGAUAACCGUGCAAAUCUCUCUCGGACAAGGUAACUUUUAUCAAUAUUCGCCUGUAAACGAAAUACCCAUUAGCUGCUAAUGUGGCUAUUAUACAGAACAAAACAUCUUCUUGCAAGCUUAGACAUCAUCCCUCAAUGAAUAAAUUGGAAAAAUGUAUUUAAAUUGACAAUUCUGUGAACUGUCUUGUGCAAGUUUUAAAUUGACACUUUAGUAAAGGUUUCAGCUAGCGAUGACUUGCACAAGGGUUUGCUGGGGUUUGUAGUCUUGCAUAAUGUCUACUUUGAUGCUAAUUAGCAUUUUCGAAUAUGAGAGCAAAUGGAGCCAAAUAAAUAAUGUGACCUUGUCCGAGAGAGAUUUACAUGGUUAUCAAAACAUCAUGCCAGGGUAAGCCUAUACGAAACACAGCCCUUAUUUGAAGUGUUUCUAAAAUUCCCUAUGGGAAAAUGAAUGGUGUAAAAACGAUUGGAACCAUUUCCCUGUUUGACCACUGGGUUUAAUGGGUAUUAUGACACCUCCACUGUGGGACUCUAUUUGGUACCGUCUUCCAAUGUUUUAAUGUUAAGAGCAGUGUUGUGUUCGAGACCGAUUUCAAGGCGAAGAACAGAGGUGGGGCGAGACCGAGACCAGAAAAAUGGAGCAGAUAGCGAUGUCAAGGAGGAGCCUUCAAGGAGAUCUGCACGGUUGUCAUCGAAACCAGUACCUUCAAAACCAUCACCAAAUCCAAAAAAGCCAGCUAAGAAAGAAAAAGAAGCAAACAACAAGAAGAAGGCAAAGGCAGCAGCGGUCAAGGAGCCUAAAGAGGAGACCCAGACUGAAAAUGGCGAGAUCAAGACAGAUGAAGUAGAGACUCCAGAAGAGAAGACUGAGUAGCACUGCUCCCGUCCAUCCAAUCCCCUCCCUUGUAUGGCCCCCAAGUCUCAUAUGUUAUCCCUAAAACCUCCAUUACCUUAACAGAGGAAUAUUUUUAUCAACAAUUUUGUAAUUAUUGGUACAGGGUUUUAGCUAAAAAAAAACAGCUAAAUAUGGAGGAUUGUUCUGUUGUGCAGUGGUCAUAAAGGGUUUUUAAGCAAACAUAAUUACGGUUUUGUUUUUUAUUAGUGUUGGUACCUUGUUGGGACUUUUAAAAAUAAUACUGGAUGGCAGACUAAUUGCAGGUGGUAUAGUGUCACAUUGUAGGUUCGCCAACUCAGAACAUUUCGCUUUUGUAGGUGGUUGUAUUUUUACCCUUUAUGUACAGUGGUUUUUCUUUGGGAGGGGUUUACUUAUUUUCAACUUGAUUGUAAGCAAUUUUGGAAACAUUUUAAACAUUAAAGGACAAUUUCACAAUUUUUCAACUUCAUAUUCAUAACCUCGAGGACCACCGCAACGUGAAAAUUGCUAGUUUGUUUUGUUUUUUAAAAAAUAGGAAUAUUUUCAAUGACACCAUUGGUGUGCAUGGUGUGAUUUUAACAAAUUAGUUGCCAUUAGCUACUAAUUUUGGACACUUCCUCCGUUUUUUUUUUUACCACAAAACAUAGAAAUGCCACAUUUUCAGAUAUGUUGAUGUUGUGCUGGAGAUUAAGCAGAACAUUUUUUAAAUUUCCCUAAUGUGGGCAUACCUGCUUUUGAAAUAAUCUUGCUCUGAAUUAUUUUGACACAAAUUAUUUUAACAGAAGAAGAGGCUUGUUGGAAGUUGAUUAACCUUUUUGAAACAAAUGUUGGAAUUUUAACACUGAAAAUUCAUCUAUUGAAAUAUGCAGCUGUGUUCCCACUGAAGUUCUGGAUAUUUAAUUGGAAUUUAAUAAAAUAGUAAUUGGAAUUUCUCA
This is a messenger RNA of Salvelinus namaycush (lake trout), 1913 nucleotides long. RefSeq names its product non-histone chromosomal protein HMG-14A-like. Gene Ontology annotation, molecular function: nucleosomal DNA binding. Gene Ontology annotation, cellular component: nucleus; chromatin. The coding region runs from base 664 to 978 and encodes 104 amino acids. The transcript is spliced from 6 exons. Gene Ontology annotation, biological process: chromatin organization. The record is from RefSeq and is a predicted model, not a curated record. Lineage: Eukaryota; Metazoa; Chordata; Actinopteri; Salmoniformes; Salmonidae.